Molecule: messenger RNA, 915 nt
Organism: Helianthus annuus (common sunflower)
Lineage: Eukaryota; Viridiplantae; Streptophyta; Magnoliopsida; Asterales; Asteraceae
Exons: 1
Coding region: 1-915 (304 amino acids)
Source: RefSeq, a predicted model, not a curated record
AUGCUAGGGCUAAGACAGAGUAUACGAAAUAAUAUAUGGGUGAAACUUGGGGAUGGGGCAAACACAUGUGCUUGGUUUGAUAAAUGGGAUGCAAUGUGUCCGCUUGGUAGUUUUAUUUCUCCUAGAACCAUUGCUAAUGCGGGUUUUAAUAUGAGCUCUUGUGUAGCUGAUGUUUGUAUUAAUGGCGAAUGGGUGUGGCCGGAGGCUUGGUUUACUCGGUUUCCGGGUUUGCUCGAUAUGCAGGUACCGGAAUUAAACACAAAUGAUCAUGACAGUUUGGUUUGGUGUACAAAUGGCGGCCGAAAAACUGAUUUUAGUACGUCAACGCCGUGGGAUGAUGUGAGGCAUUCGCAUAAUGAGGUUCAAUGGGCAAGUAUAGUAUGGUUUCCGCAAGCUAUACCUCGCCACUCUUUUCUCUUAUGGUUGCUUGUUCUUCGAAAAUUGAAAACCCAUGAUGUCAUGAGUCGAUGGAACUCGGGCAAUAUGAAUCUUAACCUGUUAUGCUGCUCGUUGUGUUCAAGGGGGCCUGACUCGCAUGAGCACUUGUUUUUUGAGUGUGAUGAAGCCAAGAAUAUUUGGUAUGGGGUUCGGGAAAAAGCUGGCAUGGGCGCUAUUCAAAAUUCAUGGAAUGACAUCUUUGAAUAUCUAUUAAGUAUAGCUAACUCAAAAAAGGCGGCAAAUGUCAUUGCGAAGCUGGUUGUUGGUGCAACAGUCUACUUUGUUUGGGAGGAACGGAAUAGAAGAUUAUUCACACCGAAAAGGAGAACGAAAGAACAGCUUACCGAGGUCGUUUUGUUUACGGUCCGAAUGAAGCUACACACUAUGAGGUUUCGGUAUUCUGUCCACACGGAGCAUGUCUUGCAGGAGUGGAGCUUACCUCGAGGGUUGCUUGUUGCGGAUGAUGACUGCGGCUGA